CAUUACUGUCUAAUUUCACCCAAAAAUGAAAAAGUUUCUUAAUUAAUCCCAAAUUAUAACAUAUAAUGAUCAAAUUUUAAAACAAUUCUACUCCAAUAAAGAAAUUAGUUCUAGCUUCUUCCAGCUUUUUCUUUACUAAUCCAAUUAUAAACCUAAGAACCAAAAAAAAAGAAUAUGUUAGCAAAUUCCCCUCUAAAUUUAAUAUCAAAACAAGAAAAUGAAAAUCAUGCAUUCGAUUUCCGAGCACCGCCUCCGUCUCCGAUUGGAUCGAGUCGGCGAGCUUCAUCGGUGGCGAACGACGAGGUUUUAACAGAGUUUCUAGAGCACUCACUUCGGGUACCCGAUCUUAUACUUCCGGAUCGGAUUUUCCCACGGCAAAAUUCUUUUAGAGAAAUCACAACGGUUGAUUUUAAGUUAAUAAGUUCUAAUGAUGAUGGUAUAAUUGAGAAGAUCCAGGAUACUUUCUCGGAAAUUGGGUGUUUUCAGGUGAUCAAUCACGGGAUUUCCCGGGAGUUGAUCAAGUCGGUGGUAAGGCGGGCAGGCCGGGUUUUUCGAUUGUCCUCGGAGAAGAAGAGAAUGGCGGUUAAAUUGCCAGAAAUCGGGUUCGGGUUUGAGGAGGUGAGUGGGGAAGUAGAAGAUGUUAGUGAAAUUGGUGAAGAAUUUGUUUGGGGCAAGAGUUCUGAAUUUAAGUUGAAAAUGGAGGGAAUUUGGCCAACUAAAUUUUCAAAAUUCAGUGAUAAAAUGGAGAGCCUAGCAUCUUUAAUUGAGAAGAUUGGAAAGGAGAUUGUGUUGAAAUUGAUUGAUGAUGAGAAUGAUUCAGCGAAAAAUGGUAAAUUGUCAAAUGAUGAUAAUAAGAAUGGUUGUGUAUGCCACAUGUACAAGCAUCCUCAUGAUGUAACAGCUGAUGAAUGCAUAAGCUCCCUUAGAUAUGAUGUAAUAAGGAUGAUGAUCAAUGGAUCAGAUUAUUCACAUGCAUUAUCAUUGCAUAUUUGUGAUGCUUCUUCUGAGUUUCAUGUUUACUCCAAGAAAGGAUGGAUUUCUUUCACUCCAUUACAAAAUGCUUUGGUUGUCACUGCUGGGGAUCAAAUUCAGACUUGGAGUGGUGGACGAUAUAAGCAAGUGAUUGGGAAACCAAUAUAUACAAGCAAAACUAAAGAUUGUGUAUCUCUGGCUUUCCUUUACUCUCCUACUAAUACUACUACUACAAGUACAAAAUCUACAGUUAGGAAUGUGCACUGCCAUGAGAAAGGAGAAAAGACUAUUUCAUUGCGACAACAAGCACUUUUUGCCAUAGUUUUCACCAUUGCAUGUCAGUUUUUGCUUCAUAUUUACACAAGAUUAUCACAUCCUUAACUAAUCCCUUGGAUAUGUGUAUGGUAUUUAUGAGAAUUAUGGGUUAGGCGAGUAAGAACUUUUCUUUAAUCUUUGUGAUAGGUGUUUGAUUCUCACCACUUACAGUCAUAUUGAUCAAAUCCCUCUUCCUCACUUGUUGGGAUUCUUUAGCUUACUCCCCAAGAAGUUUAUAAUAUUUAUGAGAAUCAUAGGUUAUCUUAUUGGUUAAGAGCUUUCCUUUUACCCUUGUAAUAGGGGUUUGAUUCUCACUGCUCAUAGUUGGAUUGAAUCCCUCUGCCUCGAUCACCGAUAGGGAUUCUUUAUUUUACUUCCGAAUAAAAGAAAGUUUAUGAUAUUUAUGAUGAUUCCUUCAUUCACUAACCAAUCUUUUGUUUUUAUAGUUUGAGUAUUGGAAAGUGUAUUUGUGGACUUGCAAUUUUGUUUCAAUUUGUUAAGUGUUACUAUUGCAGCGUUAUGGAACAUGGAUUGUAGUAUGAUGGAGAAUUAUAUAUGGUUGUUUGGAUGGC
Amaranthus tricolor (Joseph's coat) is the source of this 1859-nucleotide messenger RNA. RefSeq names its product 1-aminocyclopropane-1-carboxylate oxidase. The transcript is spliced from 3 exons. Bases 175 to 1353 code for a protein of 392 amino acids. The record is from RefSeq and is a predicted model, not a curated record. Lineage: Eukaryota; Viridiplantae; Streptophyta; Magnoliopsida; Caryophyllales; Amaranthaceae.